CGCAUAUUGUACAGUGUAGUAUGUGUCAUCUGAUCUCGAAGAAUUCGAAUUAAGAAUCUAAAGGUUACCUGUAAAAAACGAUACGUACCGGAGUCUUAAUAACAGAGCGUCAAUUUCUAGUAAAAGGCAACAGCAAACAAACAUAACCUAAAAGGAAGAAGUGAUUUUGAAUGGAGGCUACGACAUUUAUUUCUCCACUGACAAACAAUCAGUUUUUCUCAGUGAGUCAUUACAUUACAACGUUGGGAAUUAUUUUGAAUAACAAUAACCUGCUUUCAUCUCCAGUCGAAAAUGAUACUGUACCCGUUCUGAAUGCCUUUUUUGAAUAUCUAAACAAGUCAAAUAAUGAGUCAGCUGCAAAAACCAUCUUUUUAAAGAAAUGCGAAGUAAAAUUAACAUUUCUGAUUUUGAAGAGCUGAAUAAUUUUACGAAUGUUAACAAAUUUUAUCGGUACAUUAUUAAUGUGGGGUUAUUUGCCCACUUUCGCAACAUUGCAGGUUAUGUAAGAAAUAUUUUCAAUGAUAACAACAACAGCUUUUCUAAUCUACAGGAAAUUUUGUAUCACGAUUUCUCAAACAAUCUCAAUACUAAGAAUAUUUGCUCCCUGAGAAAGGAAUCCGAAAAACUGAAUUCUCUUGCAAUUAAAAGAAUCUUUAAAGAAUAUGUUUUACCUGUUUUUACCGAAAUGUGGAAAGAAAAGAAAAACUUAAAUGUGCAACGAGACGGUUUGAAAAUAGUAAAACGGUUUAGAAGACAAGAAUCAUCGUCAGAAGACAGCGAUAGUGACGCUCUGGUAAUUGAUGAAGACUCAUCUGAAGAAGAGGAUCCAUUAAGAAAAUUUCGUCUUGAAUUUUUAUCAAAACUAAGAAUUGAAGGUUUAACAAUUUUAGAUCAAGAGAGAGAUUCAUUCCAUACAAUAGUAAACAUUAUUGCUCUUGAGCAAGUACGCGAUGGUUUUAAUUAUCCACUUGAACUCUGGCUUCUAGAUUUUACAACUAAUGUAAGUAGUGUCAAUUUUUUAAUUAGUUUAAAAGGAGCAACAUUUUCCUUUUAUAAUUUCGAGCUGGUAACGAGGAAUCCAUCAGGUAAAGUGCCUCCAAGUAUACGAAAUCCACAUUCACAUUCGGAUGAAACAAACAUUCUUUAUCACAUAACAAGUGAAUCACUUAACGGUUUUGUUGAUCUGAAUCAGUACAACAUUCACAAUCUGUACAUACUGUUUCCACACGUUAAUUUUACAGUCACAGACACGAGGUAUGAGGUAAUUGAAAAUAGAUUUUUUUUAAUUGUUGAUCUGGAAAGACAAGAUUUAUCGACUAUUUCGUGGUUUAAUAUUAUUAAAACUACAAAAAACAGAGAACUUUCUAAUACAAGAAAUUCCAGAAGGAUGAAUGCUAUUAAAAGAGCUGCAGAAUUCAUCUCGUCAAAUGUUCCAAUGAAAACAUUUGCUGAAGCUGUGAAUAUGUUGAAAAAUUACCUAUUGUCUGUAUAUACUUACAACCUCAAUUUUCCAACAUAUCAACAACUGUCUGAAAAUUAUUCAAAUGACACGACGAUUUUGGACGUUUAUUCACCCUGGAAAAUUGAUAACAAAUACGUAAAUGAUGUUCUAUAUGAAUCAAAGUUUUAUUUUCAAUAUAACGAAGAUAAAUAUUACUGGACUUUGAGUGAAAAAAGGAGUGCACACUACAAGUCCAAUUUUUAUUACUAUUAUGAUAAAUACAGCACAGAUUUAAAUUAUUUUCAAAACAAACUUCGAUUUGAAGAUUUUUUUAGAAUUGGAUAUGGCGCUAAUCAUGUGUCAGAGAAUUUGAAAGUUUCACUUUUGAGAGUGGCUCUUAGACAAUGUGAUGAGGAAUUGAAUAAAGAAUCAAUUUUACUCUAUCUGGCUUUCUAUAUGAACGAUAAGCCUUCUAGCAUUUACAAAUAUACAAGACAGUUUAUAACUUUAAAAUUAAAUGCACCAUGCAGUGAAAAUCGUAAUCUUACACUAUCAAACGCAUUAAAUGAUUCUACUGGUACAGGAAUAUUAUUUUUUUUCAAAAUAAAAAUAAAUAAUCGUUGUGGAGUAGCAGAUGUUUAUCAAUUUUUCAAGAAUGAAGUCAAGUCACAUUUUGUAGUUUCUAAUGAAAAAUAUAAACGAACUGAAAAAUUUAAAGAAACCAUUGGGAAUCAGACAGUAAUUUUUAUGACGGUUGAAUCCAAUGGAACAAUAUCAAAAGAAGAAAAAAUGAUCAACAUUGUGAAUCAACUAAAUGCUCAUUAUGAGAACCCACGGUAUCAAAGGUUUAAAUAGAAAGGUAGCAGUCAAUUUUGGCAGUUGAUGUUUUUUAUUAUUACAAUUAAUAAUUAAUAACUAUCAAUUUUUCUUUCCUAGCCAAUAAUAAUAAUAAUGAGAAUAAUAAUAUCUAAUUAAUAAUAAU
Messenger RNA from Leptopilina heterotoma, 2423 nucleotides. RefSeq lists its product as uncharacterized. The record is from RefSeq and is a predicted model, not a curated record. The transcript is spliced from 3 exons. The coding region runs from base 380 to 2296 and encodes 638 amino acids. Lineage: Eukaryota; Metazoa; Arthropoda; Insecta; Hymenoptera; Figitidae.